Salarias fasciatus (jewelled blenny) is the source of this 1413-nucleotide messenger RNA. Its product is annotated as UDP-glucuronosyltransferase 3A1-like. The transcript has 9 exons. The record is from RefSeq and is a predicted model, not a curated record. Gene Ontology annotation, molecular function: glucuronosyltransferase activity. Lineage: Eukaryota; Metazoa; Chordata; Actinopteri; Blenniiformes; Blenniidae. Gene Ontology annotation, cellular component: UDP-N-acetylglucosamine transferase complex. The coding region runs from base 1 to 1413 and encodes 470 amino acids.
AUGCUCUUUCAACUGGGAAACCCUGUUAUCACAGGUUUUUCCUACCUGGGUCGCACAGACAGUUAUAAGAGGAGCGUUUGGUCUUUAGGAGAGCAGUACAUCAAAGAAUAUAAUGACUGGUUCCGGGAGCAGCAAACACAGUUUUUACUGGGAAGGAAUAACUUUAAUGACUUUUUGAACUUCAUGGAGCAUCUGUCCUUCCAGUGUGACAAGCUGUUGGGAGACAAAGAGAUGAUAACUUUCCUCCAGAGGGAAAACUACAACAUCAUCAUCCUGGAUGCUUUCAAUCCCUGUUCCUUCAUCCUGGCUCAUAAACUUGGUGUCUCAUACAUCGCCUUCUACCCCGGCACUCUGAACGGUCCUCUGUCCAUCGCACUGCCCAGCCCUGUCUCCUACAUCCCUGUCUUUGGCUCCCAGCUGUCCCACCACAUGGACCUCUGGGGACGUGCAAAAAACCUCUUCUUUUCUCUCCUGGCUCCUGUUGGCCAGGAAAUUGUGUGGUUGAAAUUUAAAGAAGUAGCCGAACGCCAUCUUGAGUCCGGUCCACCCCCUGGUGGUCUGAACGAGUUACAUCAAGGAGCUGAACUCUGGGCCUUCAACACUGACUUUUCUCUGGAGUUCCCCCAGCCUCUCAUGCCCUACACUGUGCUGGUGGGAGGUCUGCUGAAUAAACCCGCAAAGCCACUGGAGCAGGAUAUGGAGCUUUGGAUCUCCAGUUUUGGAGAGGCCGGUUUCAUUAUUGUGACUCUGGGGUCAAUGAUCUCUUCGGUCUCUGUGGCUCCUCUGCUUGUGGAACUGGUGGCUGGUUUCUCCAUGAUCCCUCAGGGGGUGCUCUGGAGGUAUGACUCCCAUCGAUGGCCGUCUCAUGUUGACAGACCAAUCAAUGUCAGACUUGUGGACUGGCUUCCCAUAAAUGACCUGCUAGGACACAAAAAAGCUCGUGUUUUCAUCACCCAUGGUGGACAAAACAGCCUGCUGCAGGCAGUGUACCAUGCUGUUCCUGUGCUGGGAAUCCCUCUGUUUGGAGACCAAUUUGAUAAUGUGGUGAGGGCUGAAACAAAGGGACUUGGCCUCUCCAUCAACCCCACACACAUUACCCGGGAGCUGCUGAACACCACCAUUCAGACGCUCAUACAGGACACCGGGUUCAAGUCAUCAACUGUUGCCCUCAGCAAGAUUCACAAAUCGCACCCUGUCCCUCCCGACAUCCGACUGGUCCAGUGGGUUGAGCACAUUCUGCACAGUGAAGGUGGGAGUCAUCUGAGGCCAGUGUCUUUAGCACAGCCUUGGUACCAGAGGUACCUGUUGGACUUGAUGUUUCUUCUGGGCCUAGGUCUUCUUGCACUGGCUCUUCUUGGUUGGAACAUGUGUGGCAAAAGAAAUAGUGCCGAUAAAGAAAAAAAGAUCCAGUAA